AUGAAGGUGCUGUUGAGCUUCUUUUCUAUUGCUGUUUUAGCAGUCUUUGCUUCUGAAAAUUUGAUGGUAAUCCACCUUUCAGAACUUCCACCGGAAGUCACAGAGAAACUACCAAAACUUCUCACCGAUCUUAUGCAAAGUUUAACACCAGAGGAGAAGAAACAGCUCCAAGAAAUGUCCACAGAGCUUUGGACCGCUACAGAUGAAGAUGCUGCUCUGGGAAAAAUCAAAAAAAAGAACCCAGCUCUUCACAGCAAGGUUGAAGCUGCUUUCAAGGAGCUGCAUGAAAAAAUUGAAAGCUUGCAUCCUGACGCCAAAGCUUUUUUGAAAGAGUCAUAUGCUAGUUUGAGACAACUUCGCCUGCAAAUGCCAGAUGGGCCUAAUACAAACAAGAUAGCUGAAGAAUUUAAAACUCUAGUAAAAAACCAUAAAGCACUGUCAAACGAAGCGAAAAAGAGCUUAACUGAUACGUUCCCACGAACAGAAGAGCUUUUAAAAAAUGUAGCGUCAUUUUCUCGACCUGAAGAAGUUACCUUAAUUUACGACCAGUGUAAAAUACUUUAA
Messenger RNA from Enterobius vermicularis (human pinworm), 564 nucleotides. NCBI's taxonomy places the organism in Eukaryota, Metazoa, Nematoda, Chromadorea, Rhabditida, Oxyuridae. The record is from the annotation of a GenBank genome assembly.